Molecule: messenger RNA, 1655 nt
Organism: Marmota flaviventris (yellow-bellied marmot)
Lineage: Eukaryota; Metazoa; Chordata; Mammalia; Rodentia; Sciuridae
Source: RefSeq, a predicted model, not a curated record
GUUGAAUACAGAUGAGUCAACAGCCGGUCUGAGCUGACCCACAGACUCAUAAAAACCAACAGGGCCCCAAGUACCCUCACCUGAGGCACCCAAACUCUUGGAUCAAAAGUUCAAGAACUUGCUCACAUCAAGGAUCUGGCUGCUUCUUUGGGGAUCAAGAAAAUGAGGUUUUGUCUCUACAUUUGCACUGGCAAUCCACAAGAUCAAAUUUUUGACAGAAAGGAUGUUCAAACAUCUUCGGAAGUGGUUUGUCACUCAUUUUUUUGUACAUUCUCGGCAGAGGUCAAGGCUAGUUUCCAAGGAUGGAAGGUGCAACAUAGAGUUUGGCAAUGUGGAUGUGCAGUCAAGGUUUAUAUUCUUUGUGGACAUCUGGACAACUGUGCUUGACCUCAAGUGGAGAUACAAAAUGACUGUUUUCAUCACAGCCUUCUUGGGGAGUUGGUUCCUCUUUGGUCUCCUGUGGUAUGUGGUAGCUUACGUUCACAAAGACCUCCCAGAGUUCCAUCCUUCUGACAAUCACACCCCCUGUGUGGAGAACAUUAAUGGCAUGACCUCAGCUUUUCUGUUUUCUCUGGAAACUCAAGUGACCAUUGGAUAUGGAUUCAGGUGUGUGACAGAACAAUGUGCCACUGCCAUUUUUCUGCUUAUCUUCCAAUCUAUCCUUGGAGUUAUCAUCAACUCUUUCAUGUGUGGUGCCAUCUUAGCCAAGAUCUCCAGACCCAAAAAGCGUGCCAAGACCAUUACCUUCAGCAAGAAUGCAGUGAUCAGCAAGCGGGGUGGGAAGCUUUGCCUCUUAAUCCGAGUAGCUAAUCUUAGAAAGAGCCUCCUUAUUGGAAGUCACAUAUAUGGCAAGCUUCUGAAGACCACAGUCACUCCUGAAGGGGAGACCAUUAUUUUGGAUCAGAUCAAUAUCAACUUUGUAGUCGAUGCUGGCAAUGAAAAUUUAUUCUUCAUUUCCCCAUUGACAAUUUACCACGUCAUUGAUCACAACAGCCCUUUCUUCCACAUGGCAGCAGAAACUCUUUCCCAGCAGGACUUUGAAUUAGUGGUAUUUUUAGAUGGUACAGUGGAAUCAACCAGUGCCACCUGCCAAGUCCGGACAUCCUAUGUCCCAGAGGAGGUGCUUUGGGGCUACCGUUUUGUUCCCAUAGUAUCCAAGACCAAGGAAGGGAAAUACCGAGUGGACUUCCAUAACUUUAGCAAGACAGUGGAAGUGGAGACCCCUCAUUGUGCCAUGUGCCUUUACAAUGAGAGAGAUGCUAGAACCAGGAUGAAGAAAGGCUAUGACAACCCCAACUUCAUAUUGUCAGAAGUCGAUGAGACAGAUGACACCAAAAUGUAGCAGUGGCUUUUUAACGGGAGUAAAGCAAAGUCUUCUAGAUAUCUAGUGACUAUAAGUAUUACAACGUAAUCAACAGUUUAGGGGUAUGAAAGACCCUUCAAAGUCUACCAGCACAAGGACACUUGAGCCUCAUAACUGUGAUCCUACAAAUCACAAAGCUCUACAAGGCUAUUGUAUUAGCACACAUGGUGCAUUUAUAUUAAUCUGGCAUAUGGAAGCCAGAUAGGAGCUCAUUUGGAAUCUUGAAUAUGAUUAUUUCAGGUUAUGCAAUGUUGAUGGGAACAGGCCAAAUCAUCAAAAGUCUUAAGGACAG